This is a messenger RNA of Elaeis guineensis (African oil palm), 1405 nucleotides long. Its product is annotated as F-box protein At5g07610. Gene Ontology annotation, molecular function: protein binding. The record is from RefSeq and is a predicted model, not a curated record. Lineage: Eukaryota; Viridiplantae; Streptophyta; Magnoliopsida; Arecales; Arecaceae.
UCUGGGUGUCUCCUCAUCCAACCCACCUCCCUAAUUUUCCUCCAACGGUGUAGCUUUGUCUGCUAACCCAUUCUGGCCGUUCGAAACCUGUCCUUUAAUUGUUUCUAGGUGGGGAUAUAACGAAGUUAGAGCUUUUAAAUACCGUUUCCAUUUGAACCAUCUUUUGUAUCCUUUAGAGAAGAAGGGCCUAUCAAAGAUGAACCGUUGUGGUAGCAGCAACAGUAAUGGGGUUAGCUUGAGUGAUGAUUUGUUGACAGAGAUUCUCACAAGGCUUCCCUUGAAGUCCUUGUUUAGAUUCAACUGUGUCUCCAAAGCAUGGUAUGGUCUGAUCUCCGACAACUACCUUAGGAGCAAGCUCCCCUUGAUCACCUCCGGCGUGUACUACAGCUCCAACUCGAACCUCUCCAGGGAGCCAAGAUAUGCACACACGUCUGGAAAUGGUCUCGAAGACUGUGAUCUUGAUUUCUUUCCAUUCCAUAAUAAAUCAAGCAUCAUCGAUAGCUGCAAUGGGUUGCUACUCUACUAUUCAUGCGUCCCCUCUGCAUUCUACGUCGUCAACCCCACUACAAAGAGGUGGAUGGCUCUCCCUGAGCCCAUGAAGAGUAGCCAACUCUCUAUACUGACCUUUGAUCCCUGCCACUCCCCAAACUACAAGGUCAUCUGCUUCACAAGCUGGCUAGAACAAGGGUCUGAGAUCGAGGUUUUCUCGUCGGAGACCGGGAGGUGGGUCGAGCAUGAGCUGCACUGGGGGAUGAACACCGAUGCCAUGUCGGCCACCAUGCAAUACUUUGAUGGAGUUCUUUACAUCCUUGCCUAUCCGAAACACAUUGCGGCCAUCAGUCUCGCUGAAAUGGAUUGCCAUCUGAUGGAAUUGCCCGAGCCGAUGAAGCGUGAAGCAAGUGUUGGCAAGUCUAGAGGCUGCCUUCAUUACACCCACAACGAUGGCGAACAGCUGAGGAUUUGGAAGCUUAAGGACUCCAAUGUCCACAAAUGGGUGCUGAAGCAUCGCAUCGACGUUCGAGCAAUCGUAGAACAGAAUUAUAAAAGAAUUCAUUCCGCUGCUUCUCUUGCUGCUCUCUCGGACCGAUUCAAUUUCUUAGCUUUCCAUCCAGAGAAGGAGGUGGUUUACCUAUCCAUUCCGGGAAAGCUUGUCUCCUAUGACCUGAGUAAGAAAAGAAUUGAGGAAGUCUGUGAGUUUGGGAAGGAGAAGGAGAGGGCUCAUUUGAUCCAGAUUUGGUUGUUUCCUUUCUCCCGUUAUAUGUCGGAUUGCUUAGCCAAUGUGUAGUUGUAGCUCUAGGACCUCUUUCUAUCCCAUUCUUAUCGAAUUGUUUUCGCUUUGGUACGGUUGAGCUUGUUGUUAUCGUGCUGCUGAAAUAAAGGAUAUAUAAUUUUACCUUCCAGUCUA